GAAAAAUAUGUCAGAGUCCGCGAGGUUGCGUAUGCGGUCCGGAGUUAUUGGGCCUUUGCUCUGCGGCAAUACAAUGGCCGCUGAUGCUCAAUCCAGUCCAUCCCAAAAUAAAUAAAACGGAGGAAUCCAGUUGAUGUUGGUAUCUUUAUCGAGAGUAAGCCACUGCCGUCAGCAUCCAUGAUGCACAUGCCCUCAAUCUUUUCGCUCCUAUUGCUCGUCCCCUCACUGCACGCAACCACGACAAUAGUCCCCGCGGUGCCAGCGAACCAGGUCUCCCAAGUCACCUGGACGUCCGGCAAUUCAUCCUUUGAUGGCCCGAAAGUCUCCCCGAUCAAUUCGACAACGUGGACGGAUUGGUACUUUGAGGCCGUCGAAUCCCCCACCCCAGGCCCCGAGCAAGCCAGCAUCGUUGUCGCAUUUUACACGGCAACGCCCGGCGGCUUUGAUCUGCUUUCUGGUUUCGCAAGCGCAGGAUAUACCAGCCUCACGCUGGCUGAGGCCGAAGUGACAUGGCGGAACGGGACGACAGAAACGUUUUUGUUCAACGCGACCGAGGCCCGCAUCACCGUUGUUGGCGAUGGCGCUUCUGGGCUGUUUGGUGAGGAUCAGGACACGUGGGCUUCCUUUGCUGGCUCGCCGGACAUGUCCCUCUACCGGGUCGACUUGCGGUCAGCAGAGAUCUCGGGGUCUCUGACGUUGCGGUCGACUGCGCCUGCACAUUAUCCUUGUGGGCCGGCCGUAGCUGGGCAAAACCUACAGAUCGCACCGAAUAUCGGCUGGGCAAACGCGGUGCCCGACGCAGAGGCCACCGUUCAUUUCACCAUCCACGACCAGCCCUUUGAGUUUACCGGGAUUGGGUAUCACGAUCAGAACUGGGGCUCCGCCAGCAUUGCGGCAAACGUCGGCUCGUGGUACUGGGGCAACGGCCGAGUCGGCGACUACAGUAUCGUCUGGUACGAUCUGCUCACACCCGACGGCGAAAACACCAUCGCGGCAUAUGUCGCCCGGAACGGCGAGAUCCUCGUUGCGCAGUGCGCGGGUCUCCGUGUGCGGCCGUACGGAGCAAAUGCGACGUAUCCGCCGCUGAUAUCGACGGGGAACCCAACUGGGUUUACGGUUACAAUCGACCUUCCUGACGAACGGGUCGAACUCACGGCGACGGGCACGUAUAUUACGGCGGGGGGUUGGGAGAACGCGCCGUAUACGCGGUGGUCGGGCACAUUGCAGGGAAGGAUUGGCGGCGAGGACCUGGAUGGGAAGGCCAUUUUCGAGGAGUUCAAGUUUCUCACGGAAUGA
This is a messenger RNA of Aspergillus calidoustus, 1296 nucleotides long. NCBI's taxonomy places the organism in Eukaryota, Fungi, Ascomycota, Eurotiomycetes, Eurotiales, Aspergillaceae. The record is from the annotation of a GenBank genome assembly.